AUGUCCGGCUCCCUGAACGAAGGCGACGUCUACGCUCCCGGCAAGCACCUCGCAUGCGCUUCCUCGGGACGCAAGUUGCGAACCGACGAAACACGGUGCACGAUCAUCAACGACCGCGACACCAUAUCAUCCGUCGGUGCGGAAGUUCAACGCCUCGAGUGGCCUGGAAUUGGGCCUCGUUGGAUUGAGCGGAGAGAGACGGCCGAAGAAUCGGGAGACGUAGGAUGCGGCGUUACCAGCGGAGAUAAUCAACCCAUCGCCGCUCAAAUGCUGCCUCGCCACAGGAUUGGCCCUCAGAACUCAGUCAUCGAGCGCUCUGCGGUGCCCCGGAGUGUCAUAAACAAAGAGGGCAGGUGGGACCGUGAAUCGAGCUGGAAUGGAGCUUGGGACCUGACAUGGUGA
Messenger RNA from Letharia columbiana, 402 nucleotides. RefSeq lists its product as uncharacterized. Bases 1 to 402 code for a protein of 133 amino acids. The transcript has 2 exons. The record is from RefSeq and is a predicted model, not a curated record. NCBI's taxonomy places the organism in Eukaryota, Fungi, Ascomycota, Lecanoromycetes, Lecanorales, Parmeliaceae.